This is a messenger RNA of Cebus imitator (Panamanian white-faced capuchin), 2130 nucleotides long. It is a transcript of the gene ATAT1, whose product is annotated as alpha tubulin acetyltransferase 1. Gene Ontology annotation, biological process: alpha-tubulin acetylation. Gene Ontology annotation, molecular function: tubulin N-acetyltransferase activity. The coding region runs from base 43 to 1044 and encodes 333 amino acids. NCBI's taxonomy places the organism in Eukaryota, Metazoa, Chordata, Mammalia, Primates, Cebidae. Gene Ontology annotation, cellular component: microtubule. The record is from RefSeq and is a predicted model, not a curated record. The transcript is spliced from 11 exons.
AGUGACGUCGUGUGGGGCGGGUCCGGCCGCGCACAAUGGGCCAUGGAGUUCCCGUUCGAUGUGGACGCGCUGUUCCCGGAGCGGAUCACGGUGCUGGACCAGCACCUGAGGCCCCCAGCCCGCCGACCCGGAACCACAACGCCGGCCCGUGUUGAUCUGCAGCAGCAAAUUAUGACCAUUAUAGAUGAACUGGGCAAGGCUUCUGCCAAGGCCCAGAAUCUUUCCGCUCCCAUCACUAGUGCAUCGAGGAUGCAGAGUAACCGCCAUGUUGUUUAUAUUCUCAAAGACAGUUCGGCGCGACCGGCUGGCAAAGGAGCCAUUAUUGGUUUCAUCAAAGUUGGAUACAAGAAGCUCUUUGUACUGGAUGAUCGUGAGGCUCAUAAUGAGGUAGAACCACUUUGCAUCCUGGAUUUCUACAUUCAUGAGUCUGUGCAACGCCAUGGCCAUGGGCGAGAACUCUUCCAGUAUAUGUUGCAGAAGGAGCGAGUGGAACCACACCAACUGGCCAUUGACCGACCCUCACCGAAGCUGCUGAAAUUCCUGAAUAAGCACUACAAUCUGGAGACCACGGUCCCACAGGUGAACAACUUUGUGAUCUUUGAAGGCUUCUUUGCCCAUCAACAUCGGCCCCCUGCUCCCUCUCUGAGGGCAACUCGACACUCUCGUGCUGCUGCAGUUGAUCCCACGCCCGCUGCUCCAGCAAGGAAGCUGCCACCCAAGAGAGCAGAGGGAGACAUCAAGCCAUACUCCUCCAGUGACCGAGAAUUUCUGAAGGUGGCUGUGGAGCCUCCUUGGCCCCUAAACAGGGCCCCUCGCCGUUCCACACCUCCAGCCCACCCACCCCCCCGUUCCAGCAGCCUGGGAAACUCACCAGAACGAGGUCCCCUCCGCCCCUUUGUGCCAGAGCAGGAGCUGCUGCGUUCCUUGCGCCUCUGCCCCCCACACCCUACUGCCCGCCUUCUGCUGGCUGCUGACCCUGGGGGCAGCCCAGCCCAACGUCGUCGCACCAGCUCCCUUCCCCGCUCUGAGGACAGUCGAUACUGACAGACAGCUACCCUCUCCCCUCCCUGGGAGACCUGGGGUGGGCAGAGACACCCUCCCUGAGAACCCUAGACCCACUCUUCCAUUGCAUCCUGUAGGACCCAGUGGAACCUGACAGAGCCCCUAAGAUUCCCUCUUCUACUUUCUUAGACAUUAGGGUUGUCAGGGACUCAAAUGGCCUAACACUUUGUAGCUUUUCUUACCCCAAAAGCACCCCUUCUCUCCUAACUUGGGCUCUAAAUACCUUCCCCACAGACAGCCUGAUCUGUUGUCAGACCCCUUGGUUGGGUGGCUCAUACAUUUAGAGAAGCACAUUCUUGCUUGCUGUCAAACCCUAGAACACCAUGGAAGGUCUAGGUGUCCUCUGCCAGGGAAACUUUUUAAGGAGUCUUAUCCAUGGGAUAAACCCCAUAUUCCCUCUAGGGUCUACUGGUGGCUCUACUACGUGCCCUUUGAGCCUGGGAACGGCUGCCAGUGAGCAAGCUCUGCUUCAGAGCAGUCUAGUUAAGUAGGACAGGGACUUACCAGCUCCCCAAAGGGAUCUACUCAACAUUGCCAAACUCUUCAUUUCCAUAUUUUGUGUAGGUGUCAGGGAACCCCAAACUGAUGUUGCUUUGGGGUUUCUAAAGGAGACUGGCUGACACCACCUUUUCCCCUAGAUCCAUUCUCUGAGGGAGCUUGUUUCUUGAGAAUAGAUCCAGAGUCUCAAGGAUCUGUUAGAUCCUGGAAUCCCCUCUUGCAUCCAUCCCUCCCUGGUAGCUAGAUGCUGAUAUAUUCCCAUCUUGUGAGAUUGUCAAGGUCAGAUAGGGGACCAUUCUUUCUCUGUCCUUCCUCUCUCCUUUCCUCCAUAGCAAGGACGACCUUCCCUGUGCCAUGCCCGCGAUAUAGCUAGAUCCUUUCCCCUCCCUACCCUCUGAAUGUAUGCUAGAUCAGGGGCCCACUGUGUUUCCUGAAAUCCUUGGGAGCCGGAUCUCCUCCCCUCCCCUACUCACUCUUCCCUUUUCUUCUCCCUCUCAGUGUCAUCUCAAUAAAAUAUGAAUUCUUUUGUGUUUUCUAAAUUGACAUUUUCAAUGAAAAAAAUGAAUCACA